CCUAAAUGGAGGCGUCACGACGCUUUUUGGACGUCGCCACGCUGGUUGUAUCCACGCAUUUUGUUUACAAACUUUAUCUGCUGGCUCAGUGGCUUGACGCUUUUUGAACGCUGUCGACGACUUUUCAAGGGUUCUUGAGACAACUUUAAUUUUCGAAUAGGUAUCGCAUCUUUUUAAAAAUGUGGAAAGUAUACGGAAGUGUUAUGGUUUUGUUCAUGGUUGGUGUAAAUACAGUUUAUAGCGUGAAGUGCUACAGUUGUCUGGCCAACCAUAAUUACGAGGAUUGCGCCAAGCCGGAUCUCAGCCAAAUUUCCCUGGUUAAAUGCGAUAUGACAGCUUUACAACAAACCAGAGAGUUCGCCCAACACAUAGAUCACUCUUAUCAUAAAUUGUUCGAAGUCGAUAGCAUAGAUGCUGAACCUGGGAGAAUAGGAAUGGCUUGCCUUAAGAUGAUCACUAGAGUUGGAGGCAAGGACUACUUUCUUCGAGGCUGUCAAUUGGCCGAACAAGGGAAUCUGGACAUAUGCAAUAAAGUAAAAGAGAAAAACAACGGAUUAGUACAAACAGUGUCGUGCGUCAAAUGUACCUCGGAGGGUUGCAAUUCUUCAAGCGAAUUUAAGGCCAAUGCGUUUUUGGCUAUAUUCGCUACAUUAAUAACCAGAUUAAUAUUUAGCAUAGUUUGAAAUUAGUGUUGAUUAUAUGUUGAACAUAUUUAAGAAAUAUGUAUGUAUAUAUAGAAUUGAUGCUUUUAGAAAGUGCAAAUUAUAUGGCUAGAUUGUUAGCUUUUUCAUGUUAACUUGCUUGGAGAACUGGUCCGGACUGAAAUUUGAAAUAUAUAUCAUGAAGUUUAACUUGUAGUAAAAUCGGUCUUUUUCUUUAGAUGAAAAAAUUAGGGUUCUUUAUUAUACAUCUAUUAUUUAUACAGUGUCCAAGAAAAUGUGGAAGGUCUCUCGGAACAUUAAAAAAUAAGAUGAGAAGUUUCCAUAAUUUUUUUCCUAGCGGCCCUCCCUACGGAGUUACGGCUUCCAAAAGGACGCCACUGGAAAUCAAUUUUUCUUGAAUAACUUUCAAACAACGUAAUAUAAUUUAAUGAAAAUUUAAUAUGGUAAACAGUAGUAAGAACCUCUUAAAAUACUGCCCUUAAAACAUAAUUAGCUUGAUUAGUUUACCAGGGGCGGACUAGGUUGUACAUUUUAUUGCUUACAUUUUUAACACCCUGUAUGAUAAGGAGUUAAAAAAAAAUAACUUUCGAUACCUUGAACAUUAAGCUAAAGAAAAGGUACUCUUCUUCAUUGUCGAUAAAAUGAACCGUUUUCGAGAAAAAAAAUGAAAUAAUUAAUGUUUUAUUUUUAUUAAAAAAUUAAACUCCCAAAAUUGGCUAAUUUCAAAUUGGUAAAUUCUAAAAUACAACUUGGAGUAUUAUGUUUUCAUCCGAAACUCAUUUAAGCUUGUAACAAUUGAACCCAAAUACGCUAAUUAGAAAUAAUCAAUUAAAAACUUUAUAAGUGGGUUCAACAUGUGCUCCGUGAACUUUGAUACACUCGCAGGCCCGACGAAUAGAGGACUGCUGUACUCCUUACAACAACCCAGCAUUAUUCCUUAUCACAUGACAAUGAAAAGUGAUACUCUGUAAAAGUUCCUCUCUAGUAUCAACCGGAGAGGAAUACACUAAGGUUUUGAGAUGACUUCACAGGUAAAAAUCCAUUGGGGUUAGGUCGGGAGACCGUGGAGGCCAGGCAAUUGGACCUCCUCUGCCUCUCCAACGGUUUCGAUAGACGUUAUUCAGGUGGUCCCGUACAGUGACGCUAAAGUGAGGUGGGGCUUCAUCAUGCAUAAAAUACAUGCUUCGGCGGUUUCAAGUGGCAAAUGCUUUAUUGAAUCCAGAAAAGCGUUCUAAAGGAACUGUAAAUAAAGUUCACCAUUCAAUCGUAGUGGCAAUACGCAUGGUCCAAUCAAAAAAUUGCCGAUUAUUCCUGCACAAACAUUGAUUGAUUGGAACUGAUGUUGAUAAUGAUGAACAACAGUAACAUGAGUGUUUUCAUCAGCUCAUACAUGCGAGUUAUGUAAAUUUACAAUACCAUUUUUGGUAAACACUGCUUCAUCAUUAAAAAGAAUAGUGCUAAUGAAGUUUCCUGUUGUUCGUUGCUGAUCUAACAGCCAGUUUGCGAAUUGGAUUCUUCGAGGAAAAUCUUCAGGAAGUAGUUAAUGCACUUUUUGCAGAUGAUACGGGUAUAACGACUGUUCUUUAAGUAUUUCAGCAAUUGUCGUUUUUGACACAUGAAGCUGCGCGGCUAAUCUUCGAGUGCUUAUUGAAGGAGUUGACUACAGUAUCCAAAAUAUUUUCCUCCAAUUGCACCGUACGUACUGUUCUUGUCACACCAGCAUCAGUAUUUGUUUUCCCAAAACUUUCUAAAAAUUAUUAAAGAAAGUCAAUAAUGUUAUCUUAUUAACUGGGAAUCGCCUACCAGUCUACCUUAGACGUUGGUCAAGUCGCUGAAAAGUUUCUCAUUUGGAAUAUUGCGAUUAGGAUACCUUUCUUCAUACAACUUUCUUGCUUUAUAAGCAUUGCAAGAUGCAAGACCGUACAUAAGAUGCAUAUCUGCAUACUCACUAAAUGUGUAUCCCAUUAUCAAAUUAAAUUUACCAAGUUAUUCAAAAUUCAAUAAAUUAAUAUCGGAGUACUAAAAGAUCAACGUGUCAACAAGAUUUAAAAUGCACACGCCAAUGCAAUUAUUCAUUUAGUUAUUUCGUAGGUACCAUGGUAACGUUUGUAAAAACAGUGCGUUUGUUAACAUGAUAACAUUCUAUUUCAAUGACUUUCGUAUCACACUUUGCUGCAGACAAAAAAUUGGAAAUCAUGUUUUUUUUUUCUCGAAAACGGUUCAUUUUAUCGACAAUGAAGAAGAGUACCUUUUCUUUAGCUUAAUGUUCAAGGUAUCAAAAUUAAUUUUUUUUAACUCCUUAUCAUACAGGGUUGUAAAAAUGUAAGCAUUAAAAUGUACAACUUAGUCCACCUCUGGUAAACUAAACAAGCUAAUUAUGUUUUAAGGGCAGUAUUUUAAGAGGUUCUUACUAUUGUUUAUCAUAAUUAAAUUUUCAUUAACUUAUAUUACUUAGUUUGGAAGUUAUUCAAGAAAAAUUGAUUUCCAGUGGCGUCCUUCUAGGAAAAAAAAAUAUGGGAACUUGUCAUCUUAUUUUUUAGUUCUAUCUGAAUCCGAGAGACCUCUCACAUUUUCCCGGACACCCUGUAUAAUGAAUAUUUAUGGAACCUCAAUUAUUUGACGAAUCUUUACGAGUACGAGUAUCUGAUAUAAUAGUUUAAUUAAAAAACCUAUAUCUUUCAACCUCAAUAUAUUUUAUGCCAAAAACUAAUUUUUAUUUAAUAAGUAUGUAAUACUAAAAAUGGCAAUAAUAAUAAUAAUAGUAACAAUAAAAAAGCAGUCUUCGAGAACUUGAUAAUUAUUUAUAGACUCGAAGUGCUUAUUGUGUAAGACUCUUAAGUUUUCUUUUGUUACUUUUUAACUUGGAAUAUUAUCACUAAACUUCAGACAAUCAUAUUACGAGACUCGGUUGUAAUGUAACAAAUACUUACCUAUAUCAAUUUUGACUACUCCUUUUGGGCGAUAACAGAUAUAUUUAUUGAGAAAGAAAAAAAGAAAGAUUGCAUUUUCUUUCGCUAAAUAAAGCUUUGGAAUAAUGAGUUUGCCAUGUUAUUCUAUUUUAUGGAGACAUAUAUCUUAGAUAAUAUAUGUACAGAUAGGUUACCACUGCAUAAAUCUAUACAAUGUUGAUGUCGCUAUAAUAAAAUCAUUGUUUCUUUUUUCUAAUGCAGGCUCUCUCGCUCAUAUUGGAAUCUUCAGCAGUAGCGUACGUAAAACUGCGUUGGGUUACUUUAAAUGUGAAAAUAGUGACUGAAAGUAGCUGAAAAAAUUAAAAAAUAUUGUUUUAAAAGAUAGGUACGUUUUUAUUGAAGUGAAAACAAAAUAUGACAUAGUUGUCAUAUCAAAAAAUAAAAUAUUAAUUCAAAUAAUAUUCUAUUGCUUCUAAAACAUUUAUGUUUACAGCAAGGAUUUGGAAUUCCAUAAAAUAUCUAUACCUAUUGGACACCUAUGCAAUAGUAGAACUAAAGAAAUACAUAAUAAAGCAUUUAAUUUAAACAUGAAAAAAUAUACCUAAUGAGAGUAAAACAAACUUUACCUAUUUAGCAUAAGUAGAAGUAUUUCAGUUAAAAUAUAAAUUAUCUAGUUUCUUUAUUUAAAUUAGGUAAAUAAAUAUUCUUAUAUUACUGAUGAUAGUUUAUAUUUUAGACCAUGUACAAAUAUACAAUAUGUAUCCAAAACUUAAUAACAUAUUUUUUUUCUUUUCAAAUCGGCAAUUCUGCACUAAUUUUGAUAUUGCAGACAUACUUUUUCACUCAUCUUAAAUUGUAAUGUUUUAUUUCUUUUUCAUCAGUUUAAAGCAGUUCUGGUGGCAACAAAACAUGUAAAGUUGCCAAAACAUCUAGGUUUUUUGAAAUAAGUAUUCAAAUACAAUUCAAUGUAUCAGCUCAGAUUAAUUCUAAUGUUUGAUUUACUUCUUAAUUAAUGGUGACUCAAAUUUUGUUGAUGAAUGUUUCAGAGUCAGACCUUGAACUUAAUAUUGAAGUGUAUGAGGUACUUUUGUUCAAUCUAAAACUUAUUUUAUUUAUUGGCAAGUUUAAUACUUUUAAAGAAGUAUAUAUGGCCCAUAAUCAAAUUACUAUACUAAAAACAUUCAAACAUUAUUGGUUCGCCAAAUAUAUUAAACACAAUACCUUCUAGUUUUUUAUUUUUAGAGGCGACAUAGGUUCACUGCUACUCUCUUUUUCCUGCUUUGUUUGUGUAAUAUAAAGUUACUAAAAAGUAAAGAUACAAUUUUUAAAAGUGCUCGAUAUUAUUUAGAAAGUACCUUGAACAAAUGAUAAUAUUCGUUCAACUGCUAACAUUUUAGUCCAUUCUAGUCCUCUAACCAUAAGUUUCUUCUAAUUCGUCUUUUAGAAAACUAAAUAAAAUAACAAUUUUAUUUUUUUAAUAUUCAUAUUUCAUUUUCCUUUUUUCUCCUAAAACAACGCCCAUGUCCUUUGGUAAGAAAUAAUAUUAACGAGAGAAACGUAACCUCACUUCUUCUUUUAUAUUUGAAACCAUAUAAAACACAAGCUUUUUCCUAGUACAAAUAAGUAAAAACUUAAUUGUUUAAAAAUAACUCGAAAAAUAAACACAGAGAUAGAGAUAUCAAUCUAUUUCUCUCUAAUUAGAACUUUUGGAUGCGAUUCUCGACCAUAUUAUCAAGGCGACACAAACAUUAUUUACUGUCCUCUCUGUACUUCUUUACUCUGAGACAUAUAUUUAUUUCCUUAUGACUGGAGUCAAAUUAAAACAGUGUAAUUCAAAGUUAUUAAAAACAAUUUAGUCCUGUAAAUUUAUACCGAAAUAGUUAAACGUUUGGUUCAGACUGGUUCUCAUAAAACGAAUAAUUGGAACUCAUCGAGAAUCAAUCAGUAUAUUGUUGCUAGAAUAAUUAAUAAUGUCGUUUUGAAAUAUGAAUUUUUAUUUUAAUUUUCUACUGUAACUUGUACCUGUAAUAAUAAACCAUUAAAAAAUUAUUGUCAGCGCUUUUAAUUUUUGGAUUGUAACCGCCCACCCCCUGGUCGCUUCUUAAUUAUUUAAAAGCCCGUAUUUUUUUUAACUACCUCCCUCUCCUUUUGUGAAAUUUAAAGUAAUUCAUACUUACUGUACUUGGCCUCUUUUUUUUCUAGUAGCAGUGAUCGUCUAGUUAAUUAAUUGAUAAUUUAUAUACAUACGUUGUGAUAAUGUUAUCUAAGGUAAACCAGGAUUCGAUGUAAAGUUUGGUACAAAUUUGAGAAUGAAAUAAAACUCAAAUUAUAUUUAACUUAUUUAUUUUAUCCUCAAAUAAAUUAGCGAUACCAUU
Messenger RNA from Psylliodes chrysocephalus, 5946 nucleotides. The record is from the annotation of a GenBank genome assembly. Lineage: Eukaryota; Metazoa; Arthropoda; Insecta; Coleoptera; Chrysomelidae.